UUCUCUUUCAUAUAUUUCAUUAUCUCAAUCUAUUGCAUUUUCAGCUAUUUGUUUUACUGUGAAUAUCUGAUCCUGUGUACUUCUUCCCUUUCUGCAUCCACUCUGAGAUUCUUGUGGAGUAUUUUUUCUCACCGCUUUAAUCCUUCUGUACAGGACUGGUUUUCAUAUUUUUAUUGCGGCACAUAGAGGAUUUAUCCCCUUUUUUAGAUAUUGGGUCUAUUAAAGACGAAGGACGGUCCACACCUUAUUAAAUAAUUUGUAUUGUAUUUGUAUUUAUUGUAUAAUUAUUAUUUCUUCUCUUCUUAUAUUACCUAUCAUCUUCUUUAUCUCCAUGGCAUACUUACGUGGAGUGUUCUUGUAAUUUUUGCCCCCAUCUCUGCAUCAUUUCCUUGUCUGUUCUUAAUACCUCUCCAUUUGUGUUUUUAAUUUAUGUCAAAAGAUCUUCAAACAGAAAUUUAACAUUUUACCAUUUUAUUGGUAAAAUGUUCAGGUAAAAUAUUUUUUUGUUAACCGUUAUCAAUUUGAAUGCGCUUUUUUUAAAGAUUGUUAAAUGUAUUUUGUAUACAAAUUUUUGAAAAAAUAUUAUUUGAUCGCCCAACAAUAAUUUGUAAAUAAAAUAAUCAAACAACGGGGUCACCGUAACAUAAAUGAGCAUAAGACAAAUAACAUUCCCACUACUAGCCGUCUUUGUUUUAAAAUUUGCGUCACUUUUCUAUUACUCCAUCAUCAUUCCAGUUCAGAUGUGACACUGUAUAAAAGAUACAAAACGACUGUUUGUGCAUAAAGUUUAAUCGGUAGAUAGACGAUAGUUCCUGACUGGACGAUCACAAAAAACAUCCACUUGCGUGUGGGUCUAGGUUGAUCAAGUUUGUUCGAUCUGAAAGCACGUAUAACAAAGGGUCAUUACGUUUCCCCAAAAUUCGUGCUAUAAUAUUUGCUUUCGCAUAAAUAGACUGUUGCACACUAAUGAUGUUAGCUGUAGAAGUGCUGAAUAAUUUCACUCACUUAAAAACGAAGUUGCAAUGGCGACGAAACAGUAUAGUGGUUUGGUCAGAAAAAACAAACAAAAUACUUAUUUCUCGGGCUUAAUCCCAGUUAUACUGCUAUAAGCUCCGGUAAAAGUUAAUUAUAUCAUACAAAUCAUGGACCCGGUAGUGGUGUGCGAUAAGAACAGUGAUAUCAACGAUAAGGGUAGCGAUUCAAGCAAGAAACACAAGAUGGGAGCAAUGGGAAACGGCAUCAAGAGGUGUUUUUCGCAAAUGUCGAUGAUGGCCUCCAAGGCUACGUAUUCCGGAGAAGAAGCGUGGCAUCACACCUGGUCCAGAUACCGGCAAAGUCGAUUCAACGCUAGAAGGAUUCGAAAGCGAGUAGUGUUCAAGCACGGAGACUGCAAUGUGGUCCAGGGCAACGUUGCCAAACGACGAAGGAAGUACCUGCAGGACAUCUUCACCACUCUGGUGGACGCGCAAUGGCGCUGGACGCUGUUGGUGUUCGCGCUGGGGUUCUUGCUGUCCUGGUUACUCUUUGCCUCGAUCUGGUGGUUGAUUGUGUUUACGCAUGGAGACCUCAACCCGGAGAAUGCGAAUGCGACAAUACCCGUGGAACCAUGUAUAACAGGUGUCCGCAGUUUCGCUUCUGUAUUCCUCUUCAGUAUAGAAACCCAGCACACCAUCGGGUACGGAGUAAGGACAACGACCGAAGAAUGUCCUGAGGCAAUUUUCGUUAUGUGUAUACAGAGCAUAGCUGGUGUCAUGAUCCAAGCAUUUAUGGUGGGCGUGGUAUUCGCUAAGCUAUCUCGACCAAAAAAGAGAACGCAGACUCUGCUGUUUUCAAGAAACGCUGUGAUAAGCCAUAGGGACGGAGUGCCAUGUUUGAUGUUUAGGGUCGGUGAUAUGAGGAAGAGCCACAUCAUCGAAGCUCAUGUGAGGGCCCAGCUUAUCAAACACAAGGUUACCAAGGAAGGGGAGCACUUGCCUUUUUUCCAGACGGAACUAAAGGUUGGAGGUGACGGAGAAGAAGAUAAAAUAUUCUUCAUCUGGCCCACCACCAUAGUGCAUAAAAUAGAUAAGAACUCCCCGUUGUACAAUAUGUCCGCUACGGAUCUACUUAGAGAGAGGUUCGAAAUUGUUGUAAUAUUAGAAGGUGUAAUAGAAUCGACGGGAAUGACUACGCAAGCAAGAUCUAGUUACUUACCCUCGGAGAUUUUAUGGGGUCAUCGAUUUAAAUCGUUAAUUACUUUUAAGAAAGACUCUGGCGAAUACGAAGUUGAUUACGCGCUGUUCAACAACACAGUGGAGGUCGACACACCGCUUUGCAGCGCCAGACAGUUGGACGAACACAGAGCUCUAUUCAACAACGAUGGCUUGGAAGAAGAUUCGAAAUUUUUGACCAUAAAAGAACCCGAUCGCGUCCGAUCGGGUCUGUUUCCAUCAGUAAGAACCCAUUCGACCGACAGCCUUUCCAGCAUCGAUUCCAUGUUCAUUGACGACGGCCACAUCGAAAUGAAAAUCCCGCAUCGCAACGACAGCCAUUCGGAUAUGAAAAUGAGCAGGAUCGAUAGCCAUUUCGAUAUGAAGGCCAUGCCUCACAUCAAAGAAGACGAUAGCGCUAGUUGUACGAGUUAUAUAGAAAUGAAGAUUCCCCCUCCCACUCCUGUCGCGACGACGAAACCUCAGACUACCAACGCAUUAGCCAAUGGCAGGGCGCGUUCCUUAGACGAAACUGAUGGCAAACCUCUCGCGAACGGAGACGUAGCGCAGCAAACGAAUUACAAAAAAGCGGCUCACAAUCGCGACGAGCAGAAGAGUUUUCUAGAAAUCAAGAUUCCUCCCGUGAUCGUAACGGAUGCCGACGAGAGCGCCCCCUUGCUAAACGGCGACGUGAAGAACUUGAAUCACACGAUACAAGUGGUCUGAAGUAAAUUUGGAAUUUGGGUUUGCAAUUUUGCGAACGGUUUGUUUCCGAUAAAGUAUUGUAGUUUACGAUUUGUUUAAACAUAGGUCGUCAGCCUUGUUAUGUGGAAAUUAUUGGUGGUCCGGCGGGGAGAAAAUGCACUUUUUUUUUAAAUAAACUUCUACAGGCUACUUUAGCACUAUUUACAAAACUUCUGAAUUUCUUCUGCGUCGGUUGUUGUUGAGUCGAACUUGCAGACGUUUCACCAAUCAUCCUGUUGACUUUUUCAGAACAGUUUCAGUUAAGCUCUGAGGAAGCCAACAGGAUUAUUAGCGAAACGUCAGCAAGUUCGAUUUAUCAACAACCGACGCACCGACGCAAUAUGCACUUGUGUUUAAGUUUCCCUUUUUGAUGUACUUUUUGGAAAACAACUGAAACUCAAGCAAAAAUGUUAUGACGUAAUAUAAUAUACAGCCUGCUCAAUGUAAGCAUGGGAAUAUCGAAAACGAUAGAUUAAAUCAGAAAAAUUUUAAAGAAUUUCGAACGAUUUCAUCUUGAAUCGUUGCUGUGAACUACGAGAAAAUAUGAAAAGUUGCAUUGUCAAUUUUUUGCUGUAAAGCCCAAAAUAAAAAAAACAUGAUCGUAGAAAGUAUAAAAAAUUAUCAUCAUUUAUCAUUUAUUAUUUUUUCGCAGUUCAUUUAAAUUAAACGUUUUGACAAUUAAAUUAUCGUUACAAAUAAAAAAAUUGAUUAUUAGUUUGAUUGACAGCUUAACUACAAUUAAAAUACAGAAAUUAAUUAGAUACGUGGAUUGUUACGAGAAGCUGGGCAGAUAUAUUUAGUUACUUACCCUAAAAGAUUACCAUGAAAUAAAAAGAUUUUUGGAAGUUGAUAAGUUUUGGUUACUUGGUAAGUAAAGAAAUUUUCUUUAAAAUUUUUUACGUUAUCAAACAAUAAACUUUAUGCUGAGUCAGUGUAUUCCAUACGGCCCUUAGAGAUAUAGAGGUCCUGCCUAUGCCGAUAAGCAACUAUGAAAAAAAAAUUGAGAGAGAUUACAUUCAAAUGAGAAGAUUUUUUUUACAAGUUUUGGUUGGUUCAUUGGUUAUAGUAUAGCUCAAUUCCAAAAAAAUAAAUAAGCCACGCAAUGAGAAAACCAAAAAUAAUGUAUUGUUAGCUGUAAUAGAAGGCUCUACAUCAGUAACUAAAAUUUUUUAUUUUUUUUACGUUAUUGCCUUUUCAAUUUUAGACAAAUAAUAAACAUAAUGCUAGUUCAGUGUUAAGAGUGCGGAAAUCGCGGAAAAUGGGGCAAAGUGCAGGUUAGUGAGUGAAUUGUAGAAGCAAAGGCUGAAAAUUUAGAUCACUACACCAUCGAAUAUAGGGUUUACGAACAAUGGACUGUCAAAACUUUUGUUUUUCCGAAUGUCUCUUGAGGGCGAUAAUGGCCUACUAUAGAAAAGUCAAAUCUUUACGCCCGUAAGAAAAUUUAAAAAUCCUUGGUAUAUCCCGAAAAGAAAUAAAAAAAAAUCGGGUUUCGUUCUUCCUAAAACAGUGUUUUAAUAAUGUUUUGGCGUAUGCUGAGCCUUACAGACAAAGAUAGAAAAUUCUGCUUUUUAUAUUUUCUCGAAUUGCUCAGAAACAAUUCACGUUGGAAUGCCAAUUCAACUAGACACACUGUAUAACAUAAUAAAAAUACUAUUAACAAGAAAAGUUUCGUGUUUUUAUAAGGACCUUAAGAUUUUUUUGUAAAAAAUGUACAAAUAUUUGACACGUUGAUUUAAAAAAAUGUUUAUUUUUCGGUUUUGUAAUAUACAUAUACGUAUGUAUAAGCACCAUGUGAAUACAUAAUUUUUAAGAAACUUACACUCCAGGAGAUGAAAUUCAAAUGUCAUAACCCUUACGCUCGAGACUCAGAUAUUUUCUAAGGGAUACUUAUAAUUUAUUUUUCCUCUCAAAAUAUACAAAAACAUAUUUAAUGUAAGGUGUGAGUUUAAGUCUCGUUACCAGACAAAAUGCGAGAUGUCCAUUUUCACAAAAUCUUUAAAAAGUCAGAGAACAUAAUUCUACCCAUUACUGAACCUUGCGCUAGAGUUUUAAAAGAGUCACAGUUUAGAUUUUGGCAUGUUAGCCGCAUACAUUUUGAUCUACCGGGGUUAAGGUCGCAUCCCAAUUUUUUCGACUGCAAAAUAUUUUCGAGGAACGGUUAUGAUUGUUUUCUAAUAUACUGGUUAUAUAUUAUUAAGUCAAACAGAAAAGCGGCAGAUAUUUCUUUUUUUUCAUGGUAACUUCAACAUCAACUUUUAAAAAUUGAACUGAGGUGGCUUUUACUUGAUGAAAAUAAUAAAACAAAUAAUUUAUAAUAAUAAUAAUUAUUUAUUUUGCAUCAGUUCUUUGAAAUGUGAAAAAUUUACUUCCAUUUCUCCCUGACUGAAAUUUUUAAAUAAGUAGAUUGUCCAAUUAAAAUCGAUUGCCCUUUGAUAUUUUUAAACCAAGUUUAAGUUAACGCAUUGUUAGUAGAACGGCCAAUACUGAUUUGUGCGUACCUGUUUUUUUUUAAAUGAUUUUUCAAUUGUGAGUUGACUAAACAUCGCUUAACGUAAUGAUUGCUUUUAAUUAGAAACACCCCAGAUACCUUAGCAAUUUAUUUGCAUUUUCUAACGACCAGUAUUUUUUGUUAUUGUUUGGUCCGUUAUGUUUAUGACAAUUAGCCAUUUUCUACGACAUUUCAUUUGUUAACCUACUAGAGACCUGACUUUUGUUUUUGACCAUAUCUCCUUUUAACCCUAACCCUUAUCUAUCUAUCUCUCUAUCCAUAAUUGUUCCCAGUGAAAUAAACGUCUCGAAAUGAGCAGCAACUUAAAUAAUUAAGUUUUUGAAAAACUCCCGGAUUUUCCGAUUUACCAAGAUGUACUUAAUUAUAUUUUCCGUAAUUGUGUAUAUAGGCACAAUAUUGAUAAACACGAUUUUAUCAACCUGUAUUGUAUUGUUUAGGUAAUUUAAAAACACUGUAGAAACAUAUUGUUGUUGACCAUUUUGUAAUUUAUAUAAUUAAAUAAAAA
Cylas formicarius (sweet potato weevil) is the source of this 5947-nucleotide messenger RNA. Its product is annotated as ATP-sensitive inward rectifier potassium channel 11-like. Gene Ontology annotation, cellular component: plasma membrane. The record is from RefSeq and is a predicted model, not a curated record. Gene Ontology annotation, biological process: potassium ion import across plasma membrane; regulation of monoatomic ion transmembrane transport. The transcript is spliced from 8 exons. Bases 1143 to 2915 code for a protein of 590 amino acids. Gene Ontology annotation, molecular function: inward rectifier potassium channel activity. Lineage: Eukaryota; Metazoa; Arthropoda; Insecta; Coleoptera; Brentidae.